AUGAUCAACCCGGGCAUCGUCUACAUGCUGGUGAGUGGGCUGGAGCUGAAGCUGAUUCGAGUUGAGAUGAGCGAGCUUCGAUGGCCUGCUGACAGCGAUAGCAGUGUCGUCCACUUCCACGCAGAGCACCUCUCGCUACCGCUCCCGCCGCUCGUCACCAUACCUGUCGUCGUACUCCCCAUCGGCGCCUUCGUCAACGCAUACAUAUACCCGAACUUGCUACAUCAUGCGCACGCCUGCACAACCAAGGCUCGCUGCCUCUCGGUCGGCCGUCUAGCGCCCAUCGUCUUGCAGGCCCUGCAGGCCGUCGCCACCGCCAUCCUCGCCGCGCUGCUUCUCGAGGCCCUGCUGCCGUCGCCCGCCCUCGACCGCGUGCUCGAGCGUGAGUGGCGUGCCAUGUAUGACGCCCGCGACGCCGACCGCCUCCGGCUUGUUCAGGAUACCUAUCGCUGCUGCGGCCUGCGGACCAUCCAUGAUCGUGCCUACCCCUUCGAGGGCACCUCUUGCACCGUGCUCUACGGACGUACCGUCUCAUGCGAGGCCCCGUGGAGGUCCGCCAUGCAGGCCACCUCGACCGUGGACUUUGCUGUCGUCGUCGUCGUGGCCCUGAUGCAGAUUGUGGGCUUGCUCAUCAUGCGCGAGCGCACCAAGUGGUGGACCGAGUUGCGGACCAAGGGCUGGACCCAGGCCGAUUACGAUGCCAUAGCCGGUCAGUCUCUGGUAGGCCAGGGAGACGAAGACGAGGAGAGGGGCCGAGGGUACGGCGCCGUGCGCGAGCCCUUGCCGACGCCGAACAUGAUGGAACGAAACAGCGCGAGCAGAUUGUGA
Molecule: messenger RNA, 828 nt
Organism: Drechmeria coniospora
Lineage: Eukaryota; Fungi; Ascomycota; Sordariomycetes; Hypocreales; Ophiocordycipitaceae
Exons: 3
Coding region: 1-828 (275 amino acids)
Source: RefSeq, a predicted model, not a curated record